This is a messenger RNA of Chanos chanos (milkfish), 1056 nucleotides long. RefSeq names its product adenosine A3 receptor a.2 (gene adora3a.2). The record is from RefSeq and is a predicted model, not a curated record. Bases 1 to 1056 code for a protein of 351 amino acids. The transcript has 2 exons. Gene Ontology annotation, molecular function: G protein-coupled adenosine receptor activity. NCBI's taxonomy places the organism in Eukaryota, Metazoa, Chordata, Actinopteri, Gonorynchiformes, Chanidae. Gene Ontology annotation, biological process: G protein-coupled adenosine receptor signaling pathway. Gene Ontology annotation, cellular component: synapse; dendrite; plasma membrane.
AUGGCUGACAGUGGGGUAGUGGUGUACACAGUACUGGAACUUGUGAUAGCUGUAGCAUGUUGCCUUGGAAACAUGUCGGUGAUCUGGGCAGUGUGGAAAAGUGGAGCCCUGAAGCAGCCCACCUUCUGCUUCGUCGUGUCCCUGGCAGUGGCUGAUUUCCUGGUUGGAGCUGUAGCUGUGCCCCUUGCCGUCCUGGUGGAUGGACGGGUGAGGAUGUCAUUCCAUGGCUGCCUGUUCAUCAGCUGUACGGUCAUUGUGAUGACCCAAGCAUCUGUUCACUCCCUGAUGGCCAUUGCCAUUGACCGUUAUUUGCGAGUGCUUUUUCCACUUAGAUACAAGCGGAUAGUGAAGAAGAGGUAUUCCUGGGCUGUAGUGACAGGGUGUUGGAUCACCGCCGCUGCGUUAGGUUUCAUCCCACUGUUUGGAUGGUACAACCGUAAAAAUUACACACAAUACAAAAACUCAACCAGUGCUUUUGAAAACUUCACCUGUCAGUUCCUGUCAGUCAUACCCAUGUCAUUCAUGGUCAAUUUUAACUUUUUUGUCUGUGUACUCCCUCCCUCACUCAUUAUGGCUGCCCUGUACUGCUAUAUCUUCCUCACUAUCCAAAAACAACUACAGAAAAGAGUAGGCAAAUCUCGUGAGUCAUAUUCAUAUUAUCGUAAGGAACGUAAACUGGCUCGUUCCUUAGCCUUGAUCAUGAUCCUUUUUGCAAUGUGUUGGUUUCCGCUUCACAUAAUGAAUGCUGUACAUUUUUACAACAAAGCUCUUGUAGUUCCUCAUUCAGCUUUUUACGUAGGUAUCCUGCUGUCUCACGCCAAUUCAGCCAUUAAUCCAAUAGUAUAUGGCUUCAAGAUCCCCAAGAUUAAAUCGGCGUAUAGAGAUUUAUGGGGGAGAGUCUUCCAGUGUGCUGAAGAAAAGCAAAGAGAACAGGGCAGCCAAUCAGCAGACAAUAACCUCAGCACUAACACAUACAGCACAGACAAACUUGACAGUUCAAGGAUUACGCCACAGCCACUUCAAAAGCCUAGCCCUAGUGUUAAGCCACAAAGGUAA